AUUUUUUCCUAUCUUCUCUGUUGGGACUAUGUCUUUCCCAGGAAUAAAAUAUAUUCGGUACUAAUGGGGUGGUUGCAAUGGUGAUGUUUGGUGGGGUUGGUUUCGGUGGUCAUGGAGGUUUGGGACAGAGGUGGCUAGGGUUUUUUUUUGGAGGAGAAAGGAUAGAAAUGGGAUAUUAGGAGUUCUGGGCGUGCACCAAGCAAACAAUUGGAUGCGCUAAGUAAUUUCCUUCCGUCUCCCAAGUAGUAAGAAACAGAUAUAUAAUGAAGCCUAAUAAGGCCCAACCCCAUAUUACGGGCUGUAGCAAUAGUUGGGCUGGUUUUAAUAAGAGAUCCAACUUGCAAAACCCUUCUUCAACCUCCCUCCCUCCCACACUACUCACGUUCUAAACACAAGGCAGCAUCGUUCCGUCUCCGCCGCAGUUGCCUCCGUUGACGGUGUUCGUAGCGAAGAGCCAUGGCGGACGUGGUGCAGUACCGGUUGGAGCGCAUGGUGGAUGAGCUCGACGACCUCGAGCAGCGUGGUCUCUUCAGCCGGCGCGAGAUUGCGGAGAUCGUAAAGCAGCGCCGAAAGUUCGAGUACCGGCUGAAGCGUCCGAGUCCUCUGAAGCAAGACUUCUUGGCCUACGUGGAGUACGAGACUCAGCUCGACGCCCUCCGCAGGCUUCGCAAGAAGUCCGUGGCGCGCGAAUUGAUGAAGCAAGGCAACAAGAAGCUCAAGAAGUCCAAGUCCGAUUUCGCUGGAUUGCUCAGGAUUAUGGACAUUUACGAGCUAGCUUUGAAGCGCUACAAAGGCGAUAUCGAUCUCUGGUUUUGCUACCUCGAGUUUUGCAGGCUCAGAAAGAAUGGCAGGAUGAAGAAGGCCUUGGCGAAUGUUAUUAGGUUUCAUCCAAAGGUUCCGGGAGUUUGGAUUUAUGCUGCGGCUUGGGAAUUUGAUCAUAACUUGAAUGUUGCGGCUGCUCGUGCUUUGAUGCAGGAAGGUCUCAGAGUUUGUCCAACUUCCGAAGACCUUUGGGUCGAGUAUCUUCGGAUGGAACUUACUUACCUUAAUAAGUUGAAGGCACGCAAGGUUGCUUUAGGUGAGGAUCAAGGAACUCUCACCCGUGAUCCUAGGAGUUCUGAUGAAAAACAUUGGAGGGAUGAAAACAGUGAGUUGUUUAUGCCUCUUGGCAAAAGAGGGGAUGAUGAUGGUGGAGCAAAUGUUGGAAGUGAUGAAUCAGAAAAGAAGCAGGAACUGUUUGAAGAACAUGGUAUGAAUAUUUUUCAAACUGUCUAUAGUGGAGCAGUUGAAGCUGUCCCCUCAAGUCUCAGUCUUAGGAAGCGGUUAUUUGAAAUAUUGGAGGGUACAAACUUGUCACAUUAUGAAGAUAUGUGCAAGGAGAUAUUGAAUGACAUGAAGAGGGAUUUUUCUACACAACCGGAAUUUUGGGACUGGCUCGCAAGGCAUGAAUGUGAUCUGGAGAUAAGUGAGGAGGGCAUAAUUCCUCAGGUGGAAAAGGCAGUUCAGGUUUAUGAGGAGGCUUUGAAAAAUGUGCCAUCAGGAACUAUGUUUAGUUUGUAUGCAAAUUUUCUAACAGAUAUUAUAGCUCCUAAGGAAGGAGAAACUGAUAUAAAUGGGUCAUCAGGUUGUGCUGUAAACUAUAUAUCACAUCUCCUGUCAAUAUACGAAAGGGCUGAAAGCAUGGGGUGCAUUACUGAAGAUCUUGCAUGCAAGCAUGUGUCCUUACAUUUGCAAUUGAGACAGCUGGAUGAGGCCCAAAAACUGGCAGCAAAGCUUUGCAGUGGAAAGCUUGCAGAAUCGGUAGAGUUAUGGGGAUUAAGGAUUACCAUAGAAAUUAGAUGCAUCACAGGAAGUUCUUCUUCACCAAGUGAUGCUGAUUUGCAAUCCCUUUUUGAGCUCCUUCAACAAAUUUUGAUGAAAGUGUCUGUUUCAAGAUCAGAGAACUUGUGGCUAAAGGCUCUUAAAUUCUAUGCAAAUCAAAGACGAUAUUUUGAUAAAUUGGUGGAGAUUUCUGUUGUUACCUUGGUCAGAGAUGGUGGUAGUGAAAAUGGAUUUUCCCUUUCUUCUGCUAUUGUAAGUUUUAUACUUCAAAAGGAUGGAAUUCAGAAGACCAGAGAUAUCUAUAAACGAUUUCUAGCUUUACCGCUUCCUGGUCUUGCUUUAUAUAGACGUUGCAUUGACCUGGAAACAAACCUUGCAUCAAUAGGAGAUAAAGAUGGUCUUAUAAAUGCCAGGAAAUUAUAUGAAUCUUCACUUGCAACAUAUGACCAAAAUGUCAGCUUGUGGCAAGAUUACUAUCGCCUAGAGAUCAAGAUGGGAACAUCAGAAAAGGCUACUGCUAUCUAUUGGCGUGCAAGGAAAGUACUCAAAGAUGCUAGUGAAUUUGUCACUGCCCCAGAUAUGUGAUAAUAUUUUCAAGUUACGACCAUGGCUAUUGGAGUUCAAUUUUGACCACUUUAUUUAUUUGAGUUUUCUUCUGAAAUUUCUUUUCGACAAGUCUAAUCUAGACUCAAAUUUGUUUUUCCUCCCAAGAGGUGAGGAAUAGAGCUUCCUCCUUUUCUCCAAAAAGCUAAUUAACUGUAUUGCACCCUUGUUUGCGUAUGUUGGGUCACGUUAAUGAGAAUGUUAAAUGCAUCGUAUGUAUAUAUUCGUAUUCAA
Messenger RNA from Glycine soja, 2658 nucleotides. Its product is annotated as U3 small nucleolar RNA-associated protein 6 homolog. Gene Ontology annotation, cellular component: small-subunit processome; Pwp2p-containing subcomplex of 90S preribosome. Gene Ontology annotation, biological process: maturation of SSU-rRNA from tricistronic rRNA transcript (SSU-rRNA, 5.8S rRNA, LSU-rRNA). The coding region runs from base 457 to 2406 and encodes 649 amino acids. Gene Ontology annotation, molecular function: snoRNA binding; protein binding. The record is from RefSeq and is a predicted model, not a curated record. Lineage: Eukaryota; Viridiplantae; Streptophyta; Magnoliopsida; Fabales; Fabaceae. The transcript has 6 exons.